Molecule: messenger RNA, 670 nt
Organism: Acanthoscelides obtectus
Lineage: Eukaryota; Metazoa; Arthropoda; Insecta; Coleoptera; Chrysomelidae
Source: the annotation of a GenBank genome assembly
GGUAUUUCUGCUAGGCAUACUAGAAUAUUCACUAGCAAAAGUAUAAUAAUUUUGCUGUUCAUUUUGAACUGCAUGACGUCACACAACCACUCGCGCCUUGAAUCCUAACCUAAAAAACAUUGAGGUUAGGCAAACACCAAACUCGAACUGCGAAACUAAAAUUUCAAGAAGUGAUACCUGUUGAUAGAAGUGAGAUAGUCAAAUUUGUGAGCUUACUAAUGUGACGAAACGUAUAAUGACUUCAAACAAUCCAGAAGAAGGAAGUAGUAGUAUAAAAGGUGAUGAAAACUACUACGAAAUUCUUGGAUGUAACGAAGGCGCGACACUUGACGAAUUGAAGCAAAAUUAUCAGCAGUUAGUGAAAAAGCACCAUCCAGAUAAACAAGGAGAUGCUACAAGUACGGAAAAAUUCGUCAAAAUCGAUAAAGCAUUCAAAACUUUGAGAGAUGAAAAGUCAAGAAAAGAAUACGAUGCGUCGUUAUUACAGGACGAUUUCAGUGGUAGUUUGAUUUAUGCAGAGCUAAAAAAGAACGAACUUGAUUUUGUAGAUGACGAAGCUGUGUUUGUGUGUCGGUGUGGUGAGAAAAUUUCCAUCCCUAAGGAUGUUUUAAGCGAAGAGGAAAGCAUUAUUGAAUGUUCCGAGUGUACGAACUGCAUAUUAGUCAAAUAA